Messenger RNA from Ornithodoros turicata, 4913 nucleotides. Its product is annotated as DNA excision repair protein ERCC-6-like. Gene Ontology annotation, molecular function: ATP binding; ATP-dependent chromatin remodeler activity. Lineage: Eukaryota; Metazoa; Arthropoda; Arachnida; Ixodida; Argasidae. The transcript has 20 exons. Gene Ontology annotation, biological process: transcription-coupled nucleotide-excision repair. Gene Ontology annotation, cellular component: nucleus. The record is from RefSeq and is a predicted model, not a curated record. Bases 205 to 4455 code for a protein of 1416 amino acids.
CAGAAGCCAACAAAACAAUCGUAGCGCACGUUAUGUUUGUGAAUGGCAGGUUUGUCAGCAGGCAGCAGGAACAGUUGCUUCGUGAAGAAAUCGUACGAGUGUGUUCCAAGACACCAGUGCUCUGACAUUCUGAGUAUUCGUGCUCGAAUCUCACACCAGCAAAUAACUUGUAGAAACGUUUAAAAGCCCGUAACAAACUCAACCAUGGAUACGGCUUCACAAACGUCAACGAGUGCUGCCAGCAACGCAGACAUGGAGACACCAUUACAGGGUGUUUCAUCUGCCUCAGAAGCCCAGUUUGCCGAGCAGGAAUUUCUUCAGGGGGAAGAUGUUCAGAUGCAAGAUAAACCCAGCCCAGCUCCCGGUCCUUCUUCCUCGUCAUCUACCUUCACCGUGGACACGUCGAGGAUACUUGCCAUUCCCGAAGAGGAGCAAGCAGAGGAGCUGCGGGGGCUGGGCAUCUCGGUGUACAACCAGAUGGACCUGGAGAGGGGAAUCUUGGAUCAAAUGGAUCAGGCUGUUGCAGAAGGGGAGAGGCAGAAAUGGGAGAAGGAACUUGCAGGCGUGAGGAAGGAAAUUGAGAAAGUCAAGCAGCGACUCAGUUGUCUAGAAAAAACACUUCAAGCGGGUACGAGGGCUCAAAUAGCGUCACGAAUUGCAGUGGCCAGUUUUGAUCCAGUGCGCAAGCAACAAGAAGAUACGGUCGCAGCCCUGAACAAGCUAGAAGCGAAGGAACGUCUACUCCUCACAAGGCUGGGCCUCGUGCCUUUGGAAGGGGAGGCAUCGGAUGUGGAGUCUGAUGGCGACACAUUGGAUGAUGACACUAUGUUAGACCUCGAGCGCAUGUUCGGCCACGUUGAGACUGAAGAGGAACGUCUUAUCCGCACCGGGCAAAUGACACCCUUCGGCACAUUCACCAAACAAAAAGAGCCGAGUAAACAAAGUGACCAAAUGCAGGCAAAGCCAACUCCUGUAGGAAAGCCUGAAGGACAUUUGGGAACGUCAAACAGCAAAGAGCUUGUGGAGCAAGAAAUACCAGGCCUCAGGAAACGGAAGAGGAGAAAAAAGGAGCAACUUGGGACAACAACUUCGAAUUAUUUUAGCAGAGUUUCAAAUAAGAGGUCAGCAGCGAAAAGGAGCUUGAUAGACGAGCAGUUUUGGCAGGAUCCUGAGCUGAGUGAUCACGAAGACGUCGGUACGUCAGAGGACGAGUAUCGUCCUGACCCUGAAGAGUUACUGGACAGCGAAGAGGAUUCUGUGGCUAUGUUUCAAGGGGAGGAGGAGGAGGCGAUUGAGAUGACUAAACGCAAAAAGGCCAAGAAAAGAAAAGAAGGGGACAUUGAAAAUCGUCAACAGAAGACAGCGAAGAAGUUGGCUGACGACGGUGACUACAAGGCAUAUCUUAAGAGAAUAAAGGCAUACAGACACCAUAGGUUGCGUGAGAAGCACAAAAAGAUAAUGGAGAGUACUGACACCUGCAUCAUUGAUGAGAGCGAUGAGAGCUCGGUCGAGGUAGACGAUGACUUCCGUGUUCCAUCUAGCAUCUGGAAUAAGUUGUACAGGUACCAACAGACAGGAGUGAGAUGGUUGUGGGAACUGCACCAGCAGAACUGCGGUGGAAUAGUUGGUGACGAGAUGGGGCUUGGCAAAACCAUUCAAGUUAUUGCUUUCCUUGCUGGACUACGACAGAGCCGCCUGAAGACAGUUGGAGAUACUUACGAAGGCAUGGGUCCUGUGGUGUUGGUGUGCCCGACUACUGUAAUGCAUCAGUGGGUGAGGGAGUUCCACCUUUGGUAUCCCCCCAUACGCGUGGCCAUCCUUCAUCUCUCCGGAUCCUUCACCGGCAAAAAGGAAGCUCUGGUGCAUCAGCUCAACAAAGACAAUGGCGUCCUGAUAACUUCUUACGCUGGUGUCUCCAACUGUGCGCCUCUGCUGUUGAGCCAUAACUGGCAUUACAUAGUGCUGGACGAGGGCCACAAGAUUCGUAACCCCGAUGCUCAAACUACUCUGGCGUGCAAGCAGUUCCGUACGACACACCGGAUCAUUCUUUCGGGUUCACCAAUACAAAAUAAUCUUCGAGAGCUGUGGUCACUCUUUGACUUUGUGUAUCCUGGCAAACUGGGCACUCUGCCAGUAUUUAUGCAGCAGUUUGCGGUACCCAUAACUCAAGGGGGUUACUCCAAUGCCACAGAUGUUCAGGUGAAAACAGCUUACAAGUGUGCAUCCGUUUUGAGAGACACAAUAAAGCCUUACUUGCUGAGGAGGAUGAAAGAGGAUGUCAAGGGUCAUUUGCAGCUCCCAGGGAAAAAUGAGCAGGUCUUAUUCUGCAGCAUAACCGAACACCAGAGGCAGCUCUACAAGGAUUAUCUGGCGUCUCCCGAGAUAGCUCACAUCAUCGAUGGCAGAUUACAGAUCUUUGUCGGACUGAUCAACCUCCGCAAAAUCUGCAAUCAUCCUGAUCUUUAUGACGGGGGACCCAAAGUGUUUGCAAACACAGAUGUAAGCUCUCUUCCCGAAGAGUCAAAGUUUGGGCACCCCUCACGCUCAGGCAAGAUGGCUGUCAUCCAAUCACUGCUCAAGCUGUGGAAAAGUCAAGGACAUCGUGUGUUGCUCUUCACCCAGAGCAGACAGAUGUUGGUGAUCUUGGAAAAGUUCAUACAGCAGGAAGGCUACACAUACCUGACCAUGACGGGUUCCACACCAAUUGGCUCUCGCCAGCCGGCCAUUAAUAAGUUCAACUCAGAUACAUCUAUCUUUGUGUUCCUGUUGACAACACGCGUUGGUGGGCUUGGAGUCAACCUGACUGGUGCCAAUCGUGUUGUUAUCUACGACCCCGACUGGAACCCUAGCACAGAUACGCAGGCUCGAGAACGUGCUUGGCGAAUAGGCCAGAUGCGGGAUGUCACUGUGUACCGGUUGCUCACAGCCGGCACGAUAGAGGAGAAGAUUUACCAUAGGCAAAUCUUCAAACAGUUCUUGACAAAUCGUGUCCUCAAAGACCCGAAACAGCGACGCUUUUUUAAAACGAAUGAUCUCCACGAACUGUUUUCGCUGGUAGACGAGAAAAUGGAAAAACGAACAGAGACCAGCUCCAUCUUCGCAGGCACUGGUUCAGACAUCCGGCCGAUUUCUAAGCCUAAGUCAAAGAACAAGCCCAACUUCAAUCAUCGUUCGAAGCACAAACCGUGCCUAAAACUACACAGCGACACUAAGUUAAGGUUGUCUAGUGUCCCAGUGCCACACGAGACAAGACAAGAGAAGCAAGACUCGGACCAAGUUAAUGCAGGCGUCCAGCUCCCUAUAGGGCCUUCGACUCCGGAUGAGCUGUCACCCCCCGAUCGGGAGUCAUCUGCAGUUCGUCAGCAAACUUCUUCAGAGGACAGGUUGGAGGGUCAGGAUAACGAAAUGCCCGUAGAAGUUGUGAAAGCAAACGAAGAUGACGGUCCCAAAGUAGAAAUGAAUGAAAGCCAUGUGGAGACCAAGGCGUCCCUUCUCAGUCCAGAGAAGAUAAACCAAAUGCGAGAGCUUGCAAAGAGGCUCAGUCAGAGGAUAGCGCAAGGCGGCACCGGGGCAAGCCGGAUGGAGAAACCGACAAAGCCCAAAGAUGAAGAGAAGAAAAGGGAAAGGUGGAAAAAGAAAAAGAAGAAGAAUGUGGUGGACGGCGCUGAGAUCAAGUGUGUAGUAAAGCAGGUAGCCUACCAGCCAGCAGUAAGUGAAGAGCAGCAAAAGGAACUCGAUGACAGACAGAAUGACUACGUUCUUCAGAAACUCUUCAAGAAAUCAGGAGUACACUCUGCCAUGCGGCAUGAUACCAUCAUGGAAUCUGCCGAUCCUGACUACAUUCUGGUGGAAGGAGAGGCAGAACGUGUGGCCAAGGAAGCCAUCCGGAAGAUGAAAGAGUCCAGGCGACGGUGUCUUGGUGCUACCUCUGGUAUUCCCACGUGGACAGGGUCACAUGGUGCCUCGGGGGCUCCACCUGGGACAAAAUUGCGCUUUGGCCAGAAGAAGGCUCCAGCUGCACAAACAAAACCACCGGCACACACAACCACCUCUUCAUCGGGACGCUCCAAAGCGUCCACAUGCCCAGGAGCCUUUACCCAGGAAGUCCGCGAUAAACAAAGUGGUGCGCCAUCGUCCUCCGAUCUACUGGCACGCAUCAGGUCACGUAACCCAGAGACACAAGAAGACGAACAGGCCACCCUCCCCAGCACCUCGGCGCGGCAGGGACCAAAUUCCGAACAAGACGAGCUGCUGGAAGACCUGCGCAACUUCGUCGCGUUCGGGUCUGCUACGGAUGGCGAGGCAACCACGAGGGAAGUGCUGGAUGCGUUUACGGAGAGGGUUAGGACAGCGGGCGGGGCUCCGGUGUUCAAGGCACUGCUCGGACAGGUGUGCGACUUCUUUCGUCGGACAGACGGGGAAGGGGUGUGGAGACUCAAGGCUGAGUUUAGAUAGUAGAAGCUGAGAAAAUGUACUGUCUAUAGGAAACAAGAUGUUGGUAACUUGUACACUUGAAUAUGUACAUAUGCAAGUUUUCAAGGAGUCCCUCCUUGGAAGUGGUUUCCGGUGCUUUUUGGGAAAUGAUUCAUUUCCCUUCCCAUCCUCAGUAGGCAUUUCCCAGUUUGUGCGGCUGACACUCAAGAAGUUUCAUGCUACACUUUGGUACUGCACUUUGGUGUAGUGCUUUAUUUAUUUUUAAUUACUAAAUUACGAAUUAAUAAAUUAAACGGAAAAUGAAGAGUCGUCGCUUUACACGAGCUGACGCGAGACCACUACAACUGGCCCAAUGACUUGCAAAAGAUACUUCAACAUUUGGUGGCUGGUGAAAGAUGGCUUGCAGUAAAUUGUACCAUUGUUCUAUUGUUUUCACAAAAAAAUAAAAUCAAAGGAAUUAGUGUAUGCCAUGUAACGAA